AUGCCGGGACCCAUUUCAACAAUCCAUUUACCGGCUUCACAAUCUUCUCCCCCAACUCAGCAUUUGCCUGGUGAUUCGCUCAGCUUUCCAGAUCCUCCAGCACCGCUUGUGUUUCCAGUCGACCCAGCUGACAUUUCCAACACUGAUAGCGGGAAGGUUACUCACUUGUGGCCAUCCUGUGUUCCCCUCUUUACCUUCGCAGAACAUUCAUGUUUGCAGGAGCGUAAGGAUCGGAUUAUACAGGUACUUAAGCUCAGCAAGAACAAGAGACUCGGGAAUAACCUACAAACCACCAGUGAUCAUGUAUUGAAGCAUAACCAGUACACUGAGACCUUCUCAGAAGAAACUUGCAUGCUAGAUUUCCUUCUUACAUCCGUUUUUGCCUGCACUACAUUCACAAAAGAUGUUGUGUACAAAUUGGAUGAGAAAAUCUAUCGAGAUCUUCACACCCUAUUAACAACUCGCCAUGCAUUAGCUUCCUCGUCACUCAAUAGCUUUGGUUAUUCGGAUCUCAGACCACCUGGAUGGGCCAUUGACACUGUGAAAGGUUUGAUGGCCAACGAUUUUGAGUUGUAUGCCUUCCAGUAUCGCAUUCGGGUCGAGCAUUUUCUUCAUAUGCUUGAUUAUGUCUAUGACUGGAAUAAACUUCAGACACGCGUAUACCUAGAUGAAAAAAUGCUGGCAGCUCAGCGCAAUGCUGACAGAGCGCGUCUUGAGAAAAGGGAGUAUUACCUUCCUGCUGUUCCUCCUGUAUCACAUUCCAAUCCUUUCAAGUCAAAGACCUCUGUUCAGGCCUCGGCCUCCGACUUGAGUUGGGGGGGAGUACACUAUGAUGCUUCAAGAGAUGAGGAACAGCCUCCUAGCAGCUCACAGGUCGCUAAAAUAUGCGGUCAGUCUUGUCUUUGUGUGAAUUCCAAAGUCAGUGAACCUCACGAUUUCGGUCCAUAUCAACAUGAGAGUUUGCCUGCGGCAUCCCACCAAGCUCAGAUUCCAAAGGACUUAGAUUGCAGAAAUCCUUCUUCGCACACAAGCAUUUACCGAGGACGUUCUCCUAGUGAUCUCGACUCGGGUCAAGGUUGCACCAUCACCGAUGGAAACAAACAUCAGUUUCGUCGUGAUUCAUGCUAUUCAAAAAUUCCCACAUGCUCUGAUCUCUCGGAGUAUACCAGCAUUGAUUUUGACACCGCCCUCAAAGCGACGGACAUACCUGCUUACAACAGUAAUCCAAACACGAGGGAUAAUUGUGGGAACAAAUUCAUUAUUACUCCAACCCUGAAUCAUAACAUCGGCAAUCCAAUCAUUCCAUAUUCAAACAAUAACGGAAUUCGUACUUUCCAAAUCGCUUCAAAUACGCCGUGUGCACCCUUUUCAGAGAAGAACAAGAAUUCUCGAUUACCACGUAAAAUCAGAUAUCACAUCGACCGGCUGCAGAGACAGCUACAGCGAAUAAUCCAUGCCACCAGCUGUGUCACGUCCACUAAUAGUGAUUGUCAGCGUAUACUGAUGGGAAUGAGAGAAUGCAUACUGUGGUUGUCGGGAUUUACCAUCAUGGGAAGCGAAGCAACACGGGUCCCGGUAGGAGUGAAUACUCCUGAUCUUGAUACCUUGCAGAUGGUCCUCAAUUCAGGCUCGUAUAUCAUGUGUAACUCCCAAACAGCACUUCAGAUGCUCUCUAUGUGGCCUAGAGUUCGCAUCAAGCAGAAGACGAACCUUAUGAAGCAGACUGGAACCAAAUGUCGGCUACAAAGUCAAUGUCUUGUCAGACACGGAAUUAAAGUUGAAUUUUCCAUAGUACCACCGCCUAUUGACUGGGAGCUUCGGGUAUUUGAGGUUCAUGCCUUAGCAGAAGAAGUUGUGAGCCAAUCAACCAAGAUUGCAAGGCUCCAAUCGUACCACACCCAAAAAUCUGGUCGUCAUUCAAAACAUCGACGAGUACCAGGAACAGUCAGAGCCAAAAUCUGGCUCGGGAUACCUGCGAAACUGCAGCCAACUGUUGGUCAUGAUAACCAAUUUCUUGAUGUAUCCCUUACAUCCUCGACAAAUGCUCCCAUGAUUCCUAUUACGCUGGAAGCUAUGGCAACGGAACGAGAUACGAAAUAG
This is a messenger RNA of Desarmillaria tabescens, 2100 nucleotides long. RefSeq lists its product as uncharacterized. NCBI's taxonomy places the organism in Eukaryota, Fungi, Basidiomycota, Agaricomycetes, Agaricales, Physalacriaceae. Bases 1 to 2100 code for a protein of 699 amino acids. The record is from RefSeq and is a predicted model, not a curated record. The transcript has a single exon.